UUCUGGUUCCUCGUCUGGGAGUGGCAUUUAGGACAAGCCAUAGGAAGUUGGACGAAAUUGCAUUCCACUUUAAGAAUGAAUGGGUGAGACCAAAGCUUGCUUGCUCACUCCUGUAAUACCAGGAUUGGUGGGCUGAGACAGAACCGCGAGUUCGAGGCUACACUGGGCUGCUACAGAGAUCAUCAUGCCUAGAGGUGGUAACAUAAAAAAGCCUCUUCCACUUCAGAGUUCUUGUUUAACAAGUGAAUCUCACAAACAGCUGGAGUUUUUGCCUGACAGGCUGGGAGCAAAGCUGCUUCCUUUCCAGAAAGAUGGCAUCAUUUUUGCCCUCAGAAGACAUGGCAGGUGCAUGGUGGCUGAUGAAAUGGGUCUAGGAAAGACCAUCCAGGCAAUUGCAGUUGCUUACUUCUAUAGAGAAGAAUGGCCUCUUCUGAUAGUCGUCCCUUCGUCUUUGAGGUACCCUUGGACGGAAGAAAUAGAGAAGUGGAUUCCAGAGAUAGAACCAGAGGACAUCAAUGUCAUUCAAAGUAAAACUGAUAUUGGGAGAAUAUCGACCAGCAGAGUGACGAUUCUGAGUUAUGGCCUUUUAACCACAGACGCAGAGACCUUGGUAGAUGCCCUGAACAGUCAGAACUUCCAGGUGGUCAUAGUGGAUGAAUCUCACUACAUAAAGUCCAGGACCGCAGCCCGCAGCAGAAUUCUGUUGCCCAUGGUGCAGAAAGCCAGGCGAGCCAUUCUCCUCACGGGAACCCCAGCCCUGGGAAGGCCUGAAGAGCUUUUUAUGCAGAUUGAAGCUCUCUUUCCCCAAAAAUUUGGAACAUGGACUGACUAUGCCAAACGAUACUGUAAUGCACAUAUCAGAUACUUUGGUAAAAGAACUCAGUGGGAUUGUAGAGGGGCAUCAAACCUCAACGAACUUCACCAGCUACUAAGUGACAUCAUGAUUAGAAGAUUAAAGACUGAAGUUCUCACCCAGCUGCCCCCCAAAAUCCGACAGCGGAUUCCUUUUGAUCUUCCAUCUGCAGCCGCCAAGGAAUUGAAUACAAGCUUUGAAGAAUGGCAGAAAUUAAUGAGAGCUCCAAAUUCCAGCACCACCAACACUGUUAUGGAGUUGAUCACACGCAUGUUUAAGCAAACUGCUAUUGCCAAGGCAGGUGCUGUCAAGGAUUAUAUUAAGAUGAUGCUUCAGAAUGACUCGCUUAAGUUUCUGGUUUUUGCUCAUCACUUAACUAUGCUGCAAGCCUGCACAGAAGCAGUCAUCGAAAACAAGACUCGUUACAUCAGGAUAGAUGGAAGUGUGCCGUCUUCAGAAAGGAUCCAUCUGGUCAAUCAGUUUCAGAAAGAUCCUGACACUCGGGUGGCAAUCCUGAGCAUUCAGGCUGCUGGCCAGGGCCUAACAUUCACUGCCGCGAGCCAUGUCGUGUUUGCUGAGUUGUACUGGGACCCUGGACAUAUAAAGCAAGCCGAAGACCGCGCUCACCGAAUCGGACAGUGCAGCUCUGUGAAUAUCCACUACCUUAUUGCGAAUGGCACUCUGGACACCCUCAUGUGGGGAAUGUUGAAUAGAAAGGCUCAGGUCACAGGGAGCACAUUGAAUGGGAGGAAGGAGAAACUUCAGGCUGAGGAAGGUGAUAAGGAAAAAUGGGAUUUUCUUCAGUUUGCCGAAGCAUGGAUUCCAAAUGACAGUUCUGAGGCUCUCGGGAAGGAAGUUUUGUUCACUCAUUUUGAAAAAGAAAAGCAACAUGAUAUUCGAUCAUUCUUUUCGCCAAAACCUAAAAAGAGACAGUUGGAGACACCUUGUGAUGAAUCAAAGAUAUUCAAAGAGAAAAAGGCUGUGAUAGCAUCAGACCCUAGAAGAACAACUGCAGCAGACAGCACUGAUGAAAAUGGCUUCGAAAUGGAAGCUAAGAGGAUGAAGUUACUCCCCACCAAUAACAGCACUCCUCUGAAGGAGAAACUGUCCCAGCAGGCCAAAGCUGCACUCAUGGAAUGUGUCCCUGAGGCCAGGUUCCCCUCAGCCACUCACACUCCUCCUGGGCAGGGCUGGCAGUGUGAGUUCUGCACCUUCUUCAAUGACCCCCGGCUUCCUUACUGUGAAAUGUGUGAGAAUCCUCAGGGCAGGAAUGACAAGCUCAGCUAUACCCAGAUUAAAGACAACAACAAGAAAGAUGAUUCUCCAAACGAUGGCUGUGAAAAACAAGUCCCUGAACAGUCAGAACCUGACCAGCUGGCUGAGAGCAAAGAAGAAAGUUCUGAGGCUGAACAGGAAGGACUCAUGCCCCAAGUGGGGAGCGAGCCAUUGGAGAAUUCAGACACUCUGCCAGUGUACAAGACCCUGAUGUUCUGUGCUAGUAAGAAUACUGACCGUAUUCACCUCUAUACUAAGGAUGGAAAACCAAUAUGCUGCAAUUUCAUUCCUUUGGAUAUAAAAUUAGACCUUUGGGAAGAUUUACCAGCAAGCUUUCAACUAAAACAAAAUCGCUCACUGAUUUUGAGGUUUGUUCGAGAAUGGAGUAGCCUAACUGCCAUGAAGCAAAGGAUGAUCAGGAAAAGUGGGCAGCUCUUCUGUAGCCCAAUCCUUGCUUUGGAAGAGAUCACAAAACAACAAGCCAAGCAAAGUAACACUAAAAGAUACAUAACCAAAGAAGAUGUUGCUGCGGCCUCCAUGGAGAAAGUGAAGAACGACGGGGGUCAUGUUCGCCUGAUCACAAGGGAGCCGCAGCCACAGGACCCUGCUGCGAAAGAUCUUGGAGAGAGAGCCUGUGUCCCAUCUGUAAGUCCUAGCGAGGCCCACGCUGAUCCCCCUGCAAAGCCUCCUUCAUCCAAAGGCUAUUUUCAGGCAGUAGAUAAUGAAGGAAAUCCAUGUUGCCUUUACUGUCAGCAACCCACUUGCCACAGUAAGCCAGAGGAGAAAACCAGCGCUUGGGAGUCACGGUUUUGUUCCCUGAAAUGCCAGGAGGAAUUUUGGAUUCGAUCUAACAACAGUUACCUAAGAGCCAGAGUAUUCGAAACUGAACAUGGGGUGUGUCAGCUGUGUAGUGUGAAUGCACAAGAACUCUUUCUACGUGUAAGAGAUGCCCCUAAGGGUCAGAGGAAGAACCUUCUGGAUGCUGCCUGGACUUCAAAGCUCCCGUUGAAGCAGCUGAAUGAAAUGAUAAGAACCCCAGGAGAAGGGCAUUUCUGGCAAGUGGACCAUAUCAAACCCGUGUAUGAGGGAGGGGGACAGUGCUCCCUGGACAACCUGCAGACUCUCUGCACAGUCUGUCACAAAGAGAGAACCGCCCGACAAGCCAGGGAGCGAAGCCGGGCGCUGCGACAGUCUGCGGCACUGAAGCAUGCAUCCGACAUCACGCAGUUUUUGGUAAAGAAGUGAAGUAGAAGUGGGGUGUGGCGGUGCCCACCUUAACCUUAGCACCUUGGCGUCUACGGUAGGAGAAUAACCAUGAGUUCAAGGCCAGCCUGGACUAGAAAGUGAAUUUUAUGCAAAGAACUUUCAGUGUUGAACACUCCUCAAAGUUCUUCCCAGAAGCAGGGGUGACAGGAAAUAGUUCGGUUCCAUGCAGGUUGUCAGCUGUGUCUUGGCAAGAUAUUAAGCCAUCCUUCCCCCUGGUAUGCCUUCAUCUCUGUAUUGUGCAUAGGUAAUAUUUGAUAAGCGCAUUCUCCGUUCCCUGAAAUGCCUUUGGUCAGCACUGGUUCUGGACUGUCAUAGAUAUAAUGGGGAGAAUUUUGGAAGCAAAUUAUUGUUCAUAACUUUUGCACUGUGACCAGCAUCCUUAUUGUAUGAGAGACCUAGGUGCCUCCCUGGCAGGCUUCUGUCAUGUUUUGGGUGUUGCUGUUUUUGUUUUAUUUCUCAUUUGGUGACCAUUCUUGAAAAGAUGCUUUUGGAAAUAAACUAAUUACUAUGUACUUGCG
Molecule: messenger RNA, 3912 nt
Organism: Jaculus jaculus (lesser Egyptian jerboa)
Lineage: Eukaryota; Metazoa; Chordata; Mammalia; Rodentia; Dipodidae
Gene: Zranb3
Product: zinc finger RANBP2-type containing 3
Exons: 21
Coding region: 185-3373 (1062 amino acids)
Biological process (GO): replication fork processing; DNA repair
Cellular component (GO): nuclear replication fork
Molecular function (GO): nucleic acid binding; ATP binding; endonuclease activity
Source: RefSeq, a predicted model, not a curated record